UUUGGAAAACACUGUGUUAAGGUGAACAGUAUAGGAAAUAAAGGACCUAGUUGUUAUAGGGCCAUGCCUCCCAUGACUACAGAGCCUUUCAGGUCAGGAAGCUGUCUCCCUGUAGCCGGGUAAAUGCACUGUUUAUCAGGCAAUGCCCUGAGGAAGACAAGGCCCAGAAGACAUGGGAGCUGAGGACUAGAGAAUGCACACGGUGAUGAAACACAACAUCUCUGCAGUCAGCAGUUGCUGGGAGGGGCAGCUGGACCAGUCUGCCAGAUAGAGGAUAAGAUAGGGAGGGAGUAGAGACUCUGGAUCAGACGAGCCUUCCUCCUCCUCCUCCUCCUCUUCACAAGGACACAGAGUCACCAGCUCCUGCUCCAGGGGACCCCAAUACCCACAAUCAGGGGCACAGAGCUGUGGAGAUGCUGAGGAGAUCCAUGUGAUCCAGCCCUGCUCCUCCCCCGCCAUCACCUGGAGAGGGAAGAAGGAUUGGACAGGCUCUGGGGAUGAGUGCAGGCGGGAGAGCCGUGUGUGCCCCACUCCGGCCUCACUCAUAGCCCCUGUCCUGCCCUCACUCAUAGCCCCUGUGCCAGGAUCCGCCGUCGGGCUGUCUGCCAUGGACUGGGCUGGUUACAGGCUCUGCGGGUACGAGGGAUGCUGCUCCUGAAUUACGUCUGUGGACCGGGGCUGCGCACACAAGUCUAGGAGACAUAGCUCCAGCUCAGCACUGUAUACAGCCCGAUGUCCUAUAUACCCCGCCCGACCUGACACACCGGAGCCUCAUGGAGACAGGAUACAAGGUUUAAGAUCUGGAUGGUCCACAGUUGUGAGGUGUAUACUGGAUGGAAGUUUCUUGAAGUAUGUGAUACAGAAGGACAGAAAGAUUGGAGAGCUGUAGUCAAUUCUGCGUGAGCGACACAGAUCUGAGCCAUCAGCUUGGCAGAAAUCUACCAGGAGAUAUGUACACAAGGGGCACAGAAAAGUCCAUUCCUGUACAGAUUGCCCGAGGCCAUUUCAUAGCUGGAAACCUGGAUAUUUCAGCAGCAUUAUUUCAUUUGGAGAAUGAAGACAAGGGCUUACAUUAAGGACCAUCAUCACAGUGACAGCCACAGACCUGCAGCAAUGAUCACUGGCCCCCAGUAAUAAUAGCUGCAGAAGCUCCACUAAAGGUGACGGAUACUGAUGCUUUGCAUUAUGGAUGUUGGUGAUAAGGACAACAGAGAACAACCAGGCCACAUUAAGAGGAGUACAUGAUUGGGCAUUGGAAGGAAACAACACUCCAAAUCUGUUUGCAGCGGCCAGUCAGUGUCCUUCUGUACGACUCAUCAAGGUGAGUCCAAGGUCCAGUAUGAUUCUCCCGCUGCCUCCCUGCCUGUGUCCCAUCCUCUUGCUUGUAGUGGGCUCCUACCUGUCUGGCUCGGCCUCAGGUUGUCCCCAACGCUGUGAUUGCUCCGCUCAGGAUCGUUCUGUUCUGUGCCAUCGUAAGCGACAUCUCCAGGUUCCUGAAGGCAUCCCCUCUGACACACGUCUGCUGGACCUAAGCAAAAAUCGCAUUAAGACACUUAACCAGGACGAGUUUUCUGGCUUUCCUUAUUUGGAGGAGUUGGAACUUAAUGAGAACAUUGUGUCUAUCAUUGAACCAGGCGCCUUCAAUGGUCUCUUCAAUCUACGUUUCCUAGGGCUGAGAAAUAAUCGUCUAAAAUUGAUUCCACUAGGUGUAUUCACAGGACUUAGCAACCUUACACAACUUGACAUUAGUGAGAACAAAAUUGUUAUUCUUCUGGAUGACAUGUUCCAGGACCUGUAUAACCUCAAAUCUCUGGAAGUAGGAGAUAAUGAUUUGGUGUACAUUUCUCACCGUGCCUUCCGUGGACUCAACAGUCUGGAAGAGCUGACAUUGGAAAAAUGCAACCUCACUUUGGUGCCCACAGAGGCUUUGUCCCACCUUCACGGUCUGAUCUCUGUACGGUUAAGGUACCUCAAUAUCAAUGUCAUUCGUGAUUAUUCUUUUAAAAGGUUAUUUCGACUGAAAAGCUUAGAGGUAGCCCACUGGCCAUAUUUGGACACAAUGACAUCCAAUAGCCUGUAUGGGUUGAAUUUAACUUCUUUAUCUGUUACUCAUUGCAAUUUGAGCAGUAUACCAUAUGUGGCAAUCAGACAUCUGGUUUAUCUUCGAUUUCUUAAUCUUUCAUAUAACCCAAUCUCAUCUGUGGAAGGAUCCAUGUUGCAUGAAUUGCUCAGACUUCAGGAGUUUCAUCUGGUAGGUGGACAACUGGCUGUAGUGGAACCCUAUGCCUUCCGAGGUCUUAACCAUUUGCGAGUUCUGAAUGUCUCCUCUAAUCUUCUCAGUACACUGGAGGAAUCUUCCUUUCAUUCUGUGGGUAACCUGGAGACACUAAUUUUAGACCACAACCCCUUGGCUUGUGAUUGUCGCCUAUUAUGGAUCUUCCGGCGACGUUGGCGUCUCAAUUUUAAUCGACAGCAGCCAUCCUGUGCAAGUCCAGAAUAUGUGCAAGGGAAGGAGUUUAAAGAUUUUCCUGAUGUCCUACAGCCUAAUUACUUCACUUGCCGACGUGCAAGAAUCCAAGAUAGAAGUCCACAAGUGGUACAUGUAGAUGAAGGCCAUACUGUACACUUUUACUGCCGGGCAGAUGGUGAUCCACCACCAACUAUACUGUGGCAGUCCCCACGAAAGACUUUCAUCACCAGCAAAAGCAAUGGGCGUCUGACUGUGUUUCCAGAUGGAACAUUAGAGGUACGUUAUGCCCAGAUACAAGACAAUGGGACUUACCACUGUGUGGCAGGUAAUGCUGGUGGCAAUGAUACUUCAUUAGCUCACCUACAUGUACGCAGUUAUUCUCCAGAUUGGCCUCACCAACCUAACAAGACCUUUGCCUUCAUCUCAAACCAGCCGAAUGAAAGUGAUGUCAACAGCACUCGUGCAAGUGUUCCAUUUCCAUUUGAUAUUAAGACUUUAAUCAUUGCAACCACAAUGGGCUUUAUAUCCUUCUUGGGGGUGGUUUUGUUCUGCUUGGUCCUUCUUUUUCUUUGGAGCAGGGGCAAAGGAAACACCAAACACAACAUUGAGAUUGAGUAUGUGCCACGAAAGUCUGAUGCUGGACUCUCUUCUGCAGAUGCUCCUCGCAAGUUUAAUAUGAAGAUGAUCUGAUAUUGGUCGAGCACUGGGGAAGGUGAGGGAUGGAGUUAUAUGGGCAGUUAGUGGAAUGCACAAAGCCUGUUCUCAUCCUACCUUCCCUAAGCAGCUGUUUAAAUAAAACCAACAUGACUUUUUUAAGGGAAGCAAUGGUAACAGGGAUUCACUCUCCUGUUGUUUUUGAUCCAUGGACUUUGUAUGUUUGGGGAAUGACCUUUGCACUUUUAACCUUGUGAGUUUGAUCCCCAAGACUUCCCCACAUCUAAAAGAAAUGCCCCCUGGUCCAUACCAACAAUUCAUUUGUUGAUAUGGCCUUCAUGAGGCUAGGUCGUGUUGAAAGAAUAUAAUAAAAAAAAGAAAGAGUUGGUAAAUUUACAGAGUGAAGCACGUGGUGUUGAGAGUGUGGGAGGCCAAGAGACUCAAACUGAACUUUGACCUCUGUAUCUUCUCCUGAUUUCAAUACCUGUGAUUUUUAUGAAAAAAAAUAAAUAAAUAACAAUAUUAUUGAAAAAAAUUAAAGAAAAACUGUAAAACUCUAAAAAGUUAUCUUAUUUUAAAAACUACAUUAAUGUGUUGUCUGUUUCAUGGCAUUUGAGGUUUAUUGAUUAAAUCUGCUGUCUGAAGACAUUUAAGUAAAGCAAUAGAAAUUGAGGUUUUAUGAAGUAUAAAUGUUAAAAACUGUAUGAAUAUUUGCAUUGUUUACAAACUAGUGUCCCCCCCCCCCCCCCCCCUAUACUGGUCCUGAGGACUGCCUAGCUGUACAUGUGACCUCAUACCCUGGAUUUUUUUGUAUGUCUGCUAAAAUACUUCACUUGAACAGUUAAAGUGUUACUGUCAUCAAAAACAACUUUUGCCAUGUUGUUCAGACAUGUAAAAAGUCGUUGAUCGCAUCGAGUCUAACUUCUUAGACUAGCUGCAAUCGUUAUUAGCCAGGGAACAGGCUGCGUUACGCUCCACAUUCCGGCCAGCCAUAAGAUACCAUUUUAUCUCUGCAUAUACUUCUAAGGAGCACAAUGCUGCACCCUUUCUCGACUAAUAUCUCAUGUUUGCAGUGGGUCUAAGGAGGGAGACCUGAUGCAAUCUACAACUUUUGGCAUGCCUGAGCAAUAUGUCAAAAAUUGCUUUUAAUGGCAGUAUCACACAGUUAAGUGAGCUGUGUCCUUUUGGCCUCAAAUAUUAAUUUACAGGCUAUAUUCACACACAGGCUACAUUCACACACUGUAAAAUCAACACAAAAACUGCAGUAAAAUAGGUGUAAAAAGCUGGCUUUUUUAAAAUAAUGUGUUAUAUUAAUGUCUAUGAAAAAGCAGGCAUCAUUGCACACAUUUUUUAAAACAACGUCUGUAAUUCCAGCGUUGGAAAUACAGCCAUGUUUUUAUACAGUGUGUGCACUGACUGAAGCUUUUCCAUAUCUUUUAAUAUAACACAUUAUUAAAUUUAAAAAGGCAGCUUUUUACUGCUAUUUUACUGAUAUUCUUAUUAUUUUGAUAUUACAGUGCGUGAACAUAGCCUCAGCUAAAUUUUGGACACAUAUACAAAGCUGUAAAUACAAUAGCUACAUAUUGAUUUAAUGAGACUUUCAAAGAAAUGAGGAGCAAACUCCAAGUCUGAAGGAUUUAUCCAUCAGGUUUUAAGUGAUGCACAUAAUAACAUACAGGGGCUAUCAAUACAUAUAUAAGGCCAUUUUAAUGUAGUUUUUUAGAUCCUUUGUCUUUCCCCACCUAUUUCACGACCAAUUGUUGGCAUCAGUUCCAGUGGCAGAUUUGAUACCUCUAUACUGUCUGUUCUUAAUGGGAAGAGUACUCAGGUUCACACCCCAUUGUCAAGAGUUAUGACCUCCCUCUUGUCAGUACAUGAACACAGUUGCAGUUUGUGGAAGGUCAUGUGGCUAGUCCCCACAAGGUUGUGAAACUAAGAGCUUUUCCCUUUGAGAAUUGAGCAGUGAUGUACACCCACUUGACAAACCUUGGGCCAACUAAUAGCUGGAGAAUUGCGGGAAGUGAAAGACUAAGCGUCUAAAUCUGUGAUGGACCAAUAGCUCAAGUUUUUUUUUAAAGAGGCCAUAGGCACUAGAAUAGUGGGGAGUGUCAUACAUUGUGUAAAAUAUGUACAAAGUUAGCACAGAAAUACAUACAUCUUCAGACAACAUAUAUAUAAAAUAGGUGCACAUCAUAAAGAACAUACUGAAUACCAGAAAGCUACAGCUAUUUUUGCCAAAAAAAACUUGAAUAUCGUGAUAAAAAAUAUAUUAUUUAUAUUAAGUAUUAUAUGCUGAUAAAAUCUAAGUAAAAGUUACAGUAAAUAAUCCUCUUUUAGUCUCUUGUCUCCCCAAUUCAUUUAUCGCACAAUUUAAAGGGAUACUCCGGCCCUAAUACGUCUUAUCCCCUAACCAUGGGUGCGGAAUGACAGAUUGUGGGGGUACCCAGUGGCGAGACCCCCGCGAUCAUGCAUCUAAUCCUACAUCCCUAUCGUUUGGAUAGGGAAUAAGAUUUAUUAGAGCCGGAGUACCCCUUUAAAGAGAACCUGUCAGGUCCCCGGGUCCUCACACACCGGCCCCAGGACUUUACAGGUGAGGAGACCACCAUUCCGAUGCUGCAUAGAGGUUAAAAUAAAUUUGAAUGGUGCACCGUGGCUGGUAUCCAUUCAUGGAAGGGAGGGGACAUCACGGCUUCAGUCACAAUUGAUGCAUAGUCCUCCCAGUAGUCAGGCUUGAUUGACAGUCUAAGUGCAGAGGGAGCCCGACACAGAGGCUGUCAAUAAAGCCUAACUGAGGGGAGAAGUAUGUAGUGAGAGUGGCUGGAGAUACCGUGUCCUCUCCCCCAGUGACUGGAUACCAGUCAUGGGUCACCAUUUUAAGUUCAAUUAAACCUCUAUGCAGCAUCGCUUAGAACAGAGAAGAACAGCCUCAGAAUGCUGUUUCCUCUUCUUGGCAGGUCCUCGGAUCGGUGGGUGACCUAACAGGUUCUCUGUAAGGGCACAUUCCCUCCUGGCGUAUACGCAGCGUAUUUCACGUUGCGCAAAAUAUGCAGCAGCAGCGGGAAAUAUGAUGCGUAUCCCUCUCUCGCCGUACACACAAGGCUUUCCAGAGGCAGCCCUAUAUGUGUAGUGAGUUUUAGAGGCGGGGCCGUGUGCUACACACAUAGUGCUGCCGCCGGAGAGCCUUGUGUGUAUGGUGAGCGAGGGAUACGCAGCGUAUUUCCCGCUGCUGCCGCAGAUUUUGCGCAACAUGAAAUACACUGCCCAUACGCCAGGUGGGAACGUACCCUCAAAACAGUUUUGUAGUAUUUUCUUAUAAUGUAAUAAUAAUAAAACUGUUAUUAGGCCGGUGUCGCUAUUGGGUAAAUUCUAUUGAUUGUGGCAUUUCUUCUCAAAAUAGACUGCACCCAUUGUUUACCUGAAAGCCAUUAUUUGUGGCUUUUUUAUUCAGUUUGGGUGCAGAUUGUUUUCACUGGUGUUUUUAUCUAAAGGCAGCAUGCUAUAGGUAGGCCAUUUUUAGUUUUGGAGGCGGUGCCGUGUGCCAGUGUGACUGUGACGUGCGGCUCCGCCUCCCAAACUCACUAAACACAUAGGGCUGCAACCGGAAAGCCUUGUGUGUAUGGUGAGCGAGGGAUAUGCAGCGUAUUUCCCGCUGCUGCCGCAGAUUUUGCGCAAAGUGAAAUACACUGCGUAUACGCCAGGUGGGAACGUACCUUAUAAUGUAAUAAUAAUAAAACUGUUAUUAGGCUGG
Messenger RNA from Hyla sarda, 6872 nucleotides. It is a transcript of the gene LINGO1, whose product is annotated as leucine rich repeat and Ig domain containing 1. Gene Ontology annotation, molecular function: protein binding. NCBI's taxonomy places the organism in Eukaryota, Metazoa, Chordata, Amphibia, Anura, Hylidae. Bases 1190 to 3160 code for a protein of 656 amino acids. The record is from RefSeq and is a predicted model, not a curated record. The transcript is spliced from 7 exons. Gene Ontology annotation, cellular component: extracellular matrix.